AUGAUGCCUCAACAGAGGAGUUUUAUUGAUGCUGUGAUGCGGCAUAACCCGCCAACAUAUUCUGGUUCCGUAGAGCCUGGAGUUCUUGAGUUCUGGGUUGAAAAGAUAGAAAAGAUAUUUCGUGUUGUUCAGGUUCCACCAGAUCAACGAGCCAAUAUCGGGGCUUAUUUCUUGGAAGGUCGAGCAAAUCGGUGGUGGUUAGGUGAGGAAGCUGCGGGAGUGGACCAAGUGGAUAUGACUUGGGAUGAGUUUAAAGCAAAAUUAAAAGCUAGUUUUAUACCGUCUCAUGUUCGAAAAGCAAAGAAGCAAGAGUUACUGGACUUGAAGCAGGGUUCGAUGUCAGUCGAGGACUAUUUUGUAAAGUUCAAUGAGUUGGAGAUGUAUGUUCCUGACUACUUUUCCUGUGAGCGAGAUAGAGUUGAUCAUUUUGUAGAUGGGUUGCAGCAGAGGAUUCAAGAAGCUUUAGCUGUGUUGGAUAUCAGUUCGUUGUAUGAGGCUUACGAGCAUGGUGCUCGAUUCUAUCAGAAGCAAGAAAUCAGGCAGAAGGGCAGUGAUAAAGAAAUGGGGUAUCAACAUCAGUUUUGA
Molecule: messenger RNA, 585 nt
Organism: Andrographis paniculata
Lineage: Eukaryota; Viridiplantae; Streptophyta; Magnoliopsida; Lamiales; Acanthaceae
Exons: 1
Coding region: 1-585 (194 amino acids)
Source: RefSeq, a predicted model, not a curated record